Messenger RNA from Benincasa hispida (wax gourd), 5163 nucleotides. RefSeq names its product Zinc finger (C2H2 type) family protein / transcription factor jumonji (jmj) family protein (gene ELF6). Gene Ontology annotation, biological process: regulation of gene expression; chromatin remodeling. Gene Ontology annotation, cellular component: chromatin; nucleus. NCBI's taxonomy places the organism in Eukaryota, Viridiplantae, Streptophyta, Magnoliopsida, Cucurbitales, Cucurbitaceae. The record is from RefSeq and is a predicted model, not a curated record. Gene Ontology annotation, molecular function: histone H3K4me/H3K4me2/H3K4me3 demethylase activity.
CGUUGGUUCUUUCUAAUUGCUUUGGGGUUGUUUAGAUGGUCAAAUUUAUCCAUUAUCUUUCAAUGUUACAGGUGCUGUUUCUUGUUUAUUGUCUUCAAUUCCCAAGAUAUUUUCCUUCUCUGUUCAAGUUUCAUGGUCCUUUGUACGUGGUAAUUUCAUCACAGAUACAUUACAAAACCGUUUUCUGUAAUCUUCAAAUUUAGGGUUUCCAUCAGCUUGCCAAUCCAGUCGGUGUUCAUCAUAAUAGAUUUACGACCAGGGAGUUUUGUGUUCUUUCUCAACUUAUGGUGGGCACUGAUUUCUGUAGUCGGAACUGUGAUUUCUUUGUCUAAUGGGUAGUGUCGAAAUACCCAAAUGGCUCAAAGGGUUGCCCUUCGCGCCGGAGUUUCGGCCGACUGAUACCGAAUUUGCCGACCCAAUUGCUUACAUAUCUAAAAUUGAAAAGGAAGCUAGUGCUUUUGGGAUUUGUAAGAUUAUCCCUCCAUUCCCCAAGCCUUCCAAGAAAUAUGUCAUUAGUAACUUGAACAAAUCUCUUUUGAGGUCCACAGAGUUAAGUCGUGACCUAAAUGGUGCAAACGAGGGAGAGGUUCGGGCAGUUUUUACGACUAGACAUCAAGAAUUGGGUCAGAGCCUUAGGAAAACAAAAGGGGUAGUUCAAAAUCCGCAGUUCGGAGUUCACAAACAAGUUUGGGAAAGUGGGGAGAUUUAUACAUUGGAGCAAUUUGAGUCUAAGUCGAAGGUUUUUGCUCGUAGUGUGUUAAGUGGGAUUAAGGAGGCUUCUCCUCUUGUUGUAGAAUCUUUGUUUUGGAAGGCAGCUAGUGAUAAACCCAUUUAUGUGGAGUAUGCAAAUGAUGUUCCGGGAUCUGCUUUUGGAGAACCUGAGGGUAAAUUUCGUUAUUUUCAUAGGAGGAGGAGGAAGAGGAACUAUUAUCACCGAAGUAAAGAACGGUCUUCUGAACCUAAGAGUGAGGAAAUGGAGACUUUGACGGAUUCCCUCUGUCGGGAUAGUGCAGGCAUUUCCAACAGGAAUGAUUUGAAUACAAGUUCAGAGAUGUUGAAGCCAUCUACUUCCACGGUUUCCAUGGAGGAUAUUUCACACAAUUCGAGAGGAAAGAGUUCAGAUUCUUGUAUUAACAUGGAAGGAACGGCAGGGUGGAGGCUUUCAAAUAGCCCUUGGAACUUGCAAGUAAUUGCACGGUCUCCUGGAUCACUUACGCGCUAUAUGCCAGAUGACAUUCCAGGGGUUACUUCUCCAAUGGUUUACAUUGGCAUGUUGUUCAGUUGGUUUGCUUGGCAUGUUGAAGAUCAUGAGCUGCAUAGCAUGAAUUUUCUUCACGUAGGCUCUCCGAAAACAUGGUAUUCCAUUCCUGGAGAUCAGGCAUUUGCUUUUGAGGAAGUAGUAAGAACUCAGGCUUAUGGUGGCAAUGUCGACCACCUAGCUGCUCUUACAUUACUGGGUGAGAAGACUACACUUCUAUCUCCUGAGAUAGUGAUUGCAUCAGGUAUUCCUUGUUGCAGGUUAAUCCAGAACCCAGGAGAAUUUGUUGUCACAUUUCCAAGGGCUUAUCACGUUGGGUUCAGUCAUGGCUUUAACUGUGGGGAGGCUGCUAAUUUUGGAACUCCACAAUGGCUCAGUGUGGCCAAGGAUGCUGCAGUUCGCAGAGCUGCAAUGAAUUACCUUCCCAUGCUUUCUCAUCAGCAACUCCUAUACCUUUUGACAAUGUCCUUUGUUUCAAGAGUACCUAGAUCAUUACUUCCAGGUGUCCGGAGUUCACGCCUUAGAGACCGGCAAAAAGAAGAGAGAGAAUUGAUGGUUAAAAAAGGUUUUGUUGAGGACAUUUUAAGAGAAAAUUAUAUGUUAUCUGUUCUCCUAGAAAAAGAAUCAAGUUGUCGAGCGGUGUUGUGGAAUCCAGACAUGCUUUCAUAUUCAAGUAAUUCUCAAGUGGCCAAUACAAAUUAUGCAGUUGCAACCUCACCUAGAGAAAAUGUUUUGUGCCACCAUAUUGAAAGUCUUGACAGUAAUGUCAAGGAUAUGCAGAAUUUCAUUGAUGAGAUGACCUUGGAUUUAGAAACUAUGAAUGAUAUUUACUUGGAAAGUGAUGAUUUGUCAUGUGACUUCCAAGUAGAUUCUGGGACACUGGCAUGUGUGGCUUGUGGUAUUCUCGGUUUUCCAUUUAUGUCUGUGGUACAGCCAUCAGAGAAGGCAUCAAAGGAACUUUAUGUUGAUCAUCUGUCUACUCAUAAAAGGGGAGGAGUUUUUGGACCGAAGGAUGCUCAUUGCUCUCCUCACUUUGGUGGCACUCAUCCUGAAGAUUCCACUUCUGUACCUGAAGUUAAUUGUCUCUCAGAGAAUCUUUCAGUAGCAUCAAUUCCCAAGUUUGAGAAGGGGUGGAACACGUUUAGUAAAUUUCUGAGACCUCGAAGUUUUUGCUUGCAGCAUGCUGUGGACAUAGUAGAGUUACUGCAGAAGAAAGGUGGAGCAAAUACACUUGUUAUUUGCCAUUCAGAUUAUCAUAAAAUAAAGGCAAAUGCAGUGGCAAUAGCAGAGGAAACUGGGAACAGUUUUGUUUACAACGAUGUUCGAUUGGAUAUUGCAUCUGAAGAGGAUCUGAGGUUAAUUGAUCUUGCAGUUGACGAAGACCGUGAUGAAUGUCAAGAAGAUUGGACCUCUAGAUUAGGAAUCAACUUGCGGCACUGUAUUAAAGUUAGAAAAAGCUCCCCAACAAAGCAAGUUCAGCAUGCAUUGGCAUUGGGUGGUUUGUUCCUCACCCGAGACCAUGGCUUUAAUCUCUCUGCCCUCAAUUGGCUAUCUAAAAGGUCACGCUCAAAGAAGAUAAAUCAUAUGCAGCAUCGCAAACCAUUCCGGAGCAUGGCAUUUAAGGAUGAAGUUGCGGGGGAAAAGCCUGAUUGCAGAAUAGCAAGAAGUGAAGAAAAGUUUUUCCAAUACUACAGAAGGAACAAGAAAUCGGGCAAUUCUACAGGCGUUGGUUCUGUUACACAGCCAGCUAGCAGUGGAGAUUCAAGUGACCUUUGUACUGUUAGGAGUGUCAGAAGCAAUACAUCAGAGUUGAUGAUUCCUGAUCCAAGUGGGACGAGUGAUCAGCAGGAUGCAAUGAUUCAAGACAUAACUGAGCCAAAUAAAAAAGCUGUACUACCAAGUGUUAAUGGUCAACUUGUCAAUGCCAUUGAUGUAUCUUUUGAAAUACAUCAAGAGCAAGAACUUAUUGAAAGUUGCAAUAAAACAAGUCAGGAACCCGAUCUUACUUCUGAGGAUCAAUCACAUGCCGGGGCUGAUGUGUGCUUGGAUGAAGUUAAUCUUGCUGAGUCUUCAGGUUUACACGGUUCCAUCCAUCUUGAGAGUUCAAAGGUGAUGGACAAUCAGGAUGUAAGGAAUUUGAGUGGUGAAGCUUGUGAUGGAAUGACUAGGGAUGGCGAUGUGGGAGAAGAAAUUGAGAUUGCUAACAGAAUAAAAGAUAUGGAGGAAAAUUCUUGUAGUUCUAUCCCAAUAAAGCUGCAGCAUUGUUCAGCUAUUCAAGUUCAUAGCCAAUUUGGUCAUUUAGAUGAUAGAACAGAACAAGAAAUGAAGCCUACAUCCAGAAGCAACGAGUGCGAACCCAAUUUAACUAAUCCUGAAACACCAGACGUUGCUACUUCUAACUUGAGGGACAGAACUCCUGAAGUUGCAAAGGUGGGUUGUGAAGCCACAAAUUUAUGCAAUGCUGUGACAUCAAAUAAUUUAGUACAUAAUCUUCAGACAUUUGAAGUGGAUGAUGAAAUUCAAUCUGUUUCUGGUGUUAACGUUCAGUUGAAAGUUCAAAAGUCGCCUUGUUUAGCAGAUGAAAAAUCUAUCGAAAAUCUUGGAAGCCAGGAAGAUGGAGACGACCUUUCUGAUACUCUGAUGUCAAGUACCAGGUUCGUGAUUGCACCUACUGAACCUAGAACUCCAAUGGACAAACCUGGUUCUAACUCUUGCAUACUAGGGGAAAAUUGGCCCAUGGAUGUUGAAGCUAGUGGAGAUGCCUGUGAUAGAGAAAACUUGACUGGUGAAAUGACUAGAGAUGAUGACAUUGAAUGUGCAGAUAUGAGUAGAAAUAUGCAUAUUGAGAAUCCUCUACUUUCUGAUCCAUCAGAGACCCGUGAUGCUACUGAAAUUUGUUCAUCAAAGCACAAGUCUAGAUCAGAUGUGGAAAAGCGAAGAAAACGAAAGAGAGAUGAGGAGUGUAUAAUUGAAAAUGAGUUCAGUUCCUUUGAUUUUAUACGAAGUCCAUGUGAAGGGUUGAGGCCAAGAGUUGGGAAGAAUUUAACUAAUAGAAGUUGCACUGAUGUCAAUAUAUCAGGAGUACAGGAAAAACCAGAGAGAAAUAGAGUGAAAAAACGGUCUGACAGUGUUACUCCAAAGCCUAAGAAAGAAACUAAAAAAGGGUCUUAUAAAUGUGACCUUGAAGGCUGCCGCAUGAGUUUUAAGACCAAGGCAGAACUAACUUUGCACAAACGCAAUCAAUGCCCACAUGAAGGAUGUGGAAAAAGGUUCAGCUCCCACAAGUAUGCAAUGCUUCACCAGCGCGUGCACGAUGAUGACAGACCUCUGAAGUGCCCAUGGAAAGGUUGUUCCAUGUCAUUCAAGUGGGCAUGGGCUAGGACCGAGCAUAUUCGGGUGCACACAGGAGAGCGGCCAUACAAAUGCAAGGUAGAAGGCUGUGGCCUGUCUUUCAGGUUUGUGUCAGAUUAUAGUCGACAUAGACGAAAAACUGGGCACUAUGUUGAUCAACCCGCCUGAAUAUGUUCGGGUCAGUUUGUUUCCUUAUAAGCAAGUGGGAUAUCUGUAGUCAAGAAAGGACUGAAGAAGCUCAAUGUAGUGUUGUACCUCUAAACUUAGGUUCACUGAUAGUCAUGUAGUGGUCAUAAACCUAUUUAUUCAGAGAUUUGUAUAGUUUGCUCAAGUUAACUGAUGAUACCUCUGGCUGAAAUGGAAGCAAAACCAAAAGGUUGUUGUUAUUGGAGGCUGGUAUACCAAGCAAAAGGUUGUAUCAUCCUUUAGAAAAGGAUUAACUCUCCUUUUUGUUGCAAAUGUGGAGAGAAUUUGUGUCUUGUAAAGAGAGCCCCGAUUGACGGAUGUUGGAAGACUUCCAUCUUGAAAAGCAUACUUGGAUAUGUUUCAAGUCA